This is a messenger RNA of Musca domestica (house fly), 2524 nucleotides long. RefSeq lists its product as uncharacterized. The coding region runs from base 380 to 1681 and encodes 433 amino acids. NCBI's taxonomy places the organism in Eukaryota, Metazoa, Arthropoda, Insecta, Diptera, Muscidae. The record is from RefSeq and is a predicted model, not a curated record. The transcript is spliced from 6 exons.
CUGAGGGAAAAAUCCCGUUGCGAAAUCAAGCACGUAUGUUGUCAUUUUCGCAACGACCCGUUGUUAUAUUUUUCAACAACGGCUGUUGGUGAAUUGUGCACGAACGUGCUCAAAUUGACACCGAGACGUGGUCAACUUUCGGUACCAACAACAGCCGUGCUUAAUUUGUCCAUUUGUAAUAUUGGUAAUUGCAGCCGAUUACACACGAGUAAAAAAUGACAACGGUGGUGCAUGAUUCACACACGGUCGUUGUCAAUAUGACACCGGUCGUGUAUGAAUUAUGCACCACCACCUGCAUAAUGAUGCACCACCGUUGUUACUUUGUACACCGACGUGCAUGAAUCGUACACGAUCGUUGCCAUUUUAGCAACUACCGUGUAUGAAUCAUGCACCACCGUUGUCAUUUUUUUUACUCGUGUGCAAUCGGCUGCAUAUUUACCAUUUUUUCCGUGUUAUUGAAAGAGAAAGGACGCAUUGUGCAAAAAAUUUAUUGAAAAUGAAUAAUAAUUCGCAAGAUCCUCAAAAUAUCAUUGGUGAGUUGUUAGAAAUCGAUGGCAAUAUUGUUGUGGUUCGCGAUACAAACCAUUGCAGCAGUCAAGAUGCGGAAAACAAUGAGGACGAUUAUAUGUUAAGGGAGUUCUUAAAAGGAAUAAAUAUGGAGUCGCUUUUUGAACAAUUAAAAGCAUCACAUGUAACAUUUCGCAGCUUGCAGUACUUGAAAAAAGAAGAUUUAAAGGAAGCAGUGCCACCAUUGGGACUGCGUGUUGAAUUCAGAGAAAAGCUCUUUGCUUGGAAAAAACGAAAGCUCGGGAUUGAUGACGAAACUAUGUCAGUUCCAUCUAAAAUAGGUGAAUGGUGGAAACGCAACGAGACACCUGCAAGUACUCCUGGUACUCCCGACACUACAGGUUCGAACUGCUCAAAAGCCAAAGGAAUUUUGUCAGAGGAUCUAACGGAAUUGUUAACACAUACCUCGAAGGGGAAACUAGCGCUUGAAUGUAGUAGCGUUAAUAAGAAAUUAAGUGACGAGCAAAGAGAUGAUAUAAUUAAUAUAAUUAUUGAAGAUAUUUUAACCAACAAUGUUACUCUUUACACUCAAGACUAUAUGCGCAUAUUGGAUGAAAUUUGUUCCGUUUUUCCUCUUGAAAACGAAAUGAGGGAUUAUUAUUACAUUUCAAGAAAAGGAAAGAACAACGCAAGCGGAAAACUUUAUGCCAAGUAUAGAAACAAGAAGUCCAAAAGAAUAAAGCUUUUGAUUUCCGAGCCUAGCACAAGCAAAGCAGCAACUCACACAUCUCCUAAUUUUUGUAACAAAGAUGUUCCCGAAAUUGAUGAAUCAGUUGAAAAUUCAUUGAAAGCUUCCUUACUAAGAGAAUGUAAUGAUUGGGGAUCGAUCUGCGAAAAAUGGAAAAGAUCUUUUAACAUACGGCAAAGAGAUAUAAAAAAUUUAAGUAGCCAUACAUUUCUCCUUGAAUGGACGAAGUUGUCCGAUGCAAGAGCUUCAGAAUUGGUCAACAUUGAUUUCGAUAUUAUGUAUCCACAGAAAGGCAAUCUUCUACUUUCUAAAUGGGACCAAUUUAAGAAAAAAAUUUACAAUUAUUAUGGGAAAAAUAUUCAUAACGAACAUUGCAAACAACUCUUCGCAAAUGUUUUGACGGCAAGCAGCAUAGGUAAAUUUUAAUUCCUGAUUUAUCAUAAACAUUAAAAGUAAUAUUUAUUUUAUAUUUCGGUUGCAGAUGCUCAAGAUUAUAUAUACGCAAUACUGUUGAAUUCAGUUUUACCAUCACCUGCUAGGUUUAAAUGUGGAAACGGUAAAUUACGAAAAAAAGUAACAAUAGCUGAUUCGCAGGAAAGUUUCGUACUGCGACUACCGACAAUUAACGAUUAUAAAAGGCAAAUUGAUACAGUCACUGAAAAGUAUUACAAUGCUGGAUUAACUAUACAGCCAUUUAUAAUUGUGGAGGGUUUGUCCGAUUUCAAUAUAAAAGGUUUUUAUGUUUUUUUUAACCACAAUUUGUUAAAAUUUCAAUCGUUCCUCGAAUGUUUAGAUACAUGUUUUAAAAUUUUUCAUGCACUUUCUUUAAAAUAUCCAAAUGCCUGCCAAAUUCCAUGGAUUUUUAUCCAAAAAUAUUUUUAUGAAAUUAAUACUGUAUAUGAUAUAAAAUCAGUUAAUUUGACUUCACUUAUUAAUUUCUGCAACAAUAAUUAAAGUACAAUUCAAAAUGUAUAUUUGCUUUCGUUGCCGUAAGCAUUUUGAUAAGGCAAAUCUUUUAAUAGCUCAUUUGAAAACAGACCAUUUAAUGUCCACUAAAUUUUUAAAAGUACAAUGCGUUCAGGACAACUGUAAGCAAACAUUUACAAAAUUUACGUCAUUCAGAAUUCAUUUAGAAAAACUUCACAAGAAUCACACAAAAGCUCCACCAAUGGUUAAAGCCAUUAAUGUGCCAGUUGAAAUGUCAUCAUCAAAAGAAAAUGAUUAUACAAACAGUGAAACUGUUAUUAACAACAAUACAAUAGAAAAGGA